UUAAGAAUCGGUUAACACUGACAAGACACCAUGAGGCGAGUGGUUCGGCAGAGCAAAUUCCGGCACGUGUUCGGCCAGGCCGUGAAGAACGACCAGUGCUACGAUGACAUCCGCGUGUCCCGCGUCACCUGGGACAGCUCCUUCUGCGCCGUCAACCCCAGAUUCGUGGCAAUAAUUGUAGAGGCCAGCGGCGGCGGGGCCUUCAUGGUGCUGCCCUUGCACAAGACGGGCAGAAUCGACAAGUCGUACCCCACAGUUUGCGGCCACACGGGCCCGGUGCUGGACAUCGACUGGUGUCCCCACAACGACCAGGUCAUCGCCAGCGGCUCCGAGGACUGCACUGUCAUGGUGUGGCAGAUCCCCGAGAACGGCCUCACGCUGUCCUUGACGGAGCCGGUGGUAGUCCUGGAAGGCCAUUCCAAGCGGGUGGGCAUCGUGGCUUGGCACCCGACCGCGCGCAACGUGCUGCUCAGCGCAGGUUGYGAUAACGCAAUCAUCAUCUGGAACGUGGGCACCGGGGAAGCCCUUAUCAACUUAGAUGACAUGCACGUGGAUGUGAUUUACAACGUGAGCUGGAACCGCAAUGGCAGCCUCAUCUGCACAUCUUCCAAAGACAAAAAAGUUCGAAUUAUUGACCCCAGGAAACAGGAAAUCAUUGCUGAGAAAGAGAAGACCCACGAGGGAGCCCGGCCCAUGCGGGCCAUUUUCCUCGCCGACGGCAACAUCUUCACGACCGGCUUCAGCCGCAUGAGCGAACGGCAGCUCGCGCUCUGGAAUCCCAAAAACCUGGAGGAGCCAAUAGCCCUUCACGAGAUGGACACCAGCAAUGGGGUCCUGCUGCCGUUCUACGAUCCAGACACCAACAUUAUUUACUUGUGCGGCAAGGGCGACAGCAGCAUUCGCUACUUCGAGAUCACGGACGAGUCGCCCUACGUUCACUACCUCAACACCUUCAGCAGCAAAGAGCCGCAGAGAGGGAUGGGGUUCAUGCCAAAGCGGGGCCUGGACGUGAACAAGUGCGAGAUUGCCAGGUUCUUCAAGCUGCACGAGAGGAAAUGCGAGCCCAUCAUCAUGACGGUGCCGCGAAAGUCGGACCUUUUCCAGGACGACCUGUACCCCGACACAGCCGGCCCCGAGGCAGCCCUGGAGGCCGAGGAGUGGUUUGAGGGGAAGAACGCCGACCCCCUCCUCAUCUCCUUGAAACACGGCUACAUCCCAGGCAAGAACAGGGAUCUCAAGGUGGUCAAGAAGAACAUCCUGGACAACAAGCCUGCAGCGAACAAGAAAAGCGAUCUCAUUAACGCUCCAAAGAAAGCAGCCGACGCCUCAAACGCACAAAACGAAGCCAAAUUGGACGAGAUUUUGCAAGAGCUGAAAUCUAUAAAAGACACGAUCAGCAGUCAGGACGAGCGCAUUGCCAGGCUYGAGCAGCAGGUGGCCAAGAUCGCGGAGUGAGCGGCGCGGCCGCSGCCGCAGCGAGCAGCAUCCCGGCGCCAGCUUCCCUCCUCUCCCAAAUCCACGUCAACAUCGAAAGCCGAUGAUUAAAAGUCAAGCUUUUUAGUGAAAAGAUUUUUUUUUUCCUGAUGUUUUAAUGAAUUAUGUGACUGUGUCAAACAAGUCAAAAAGUGCUACUUUUACAGUUUUUUUUUUUUCCAGAUGUUAUGAAAUCUUGAAAACAAACCCAUUCUGACUUUCAGUGUUGUGCCCAAAUAUCUUUUUCUAGAUUUAGGGACCAAUGCCGCAUUGUUCUUAACCAUUUUUUAAAGUUGCCAAAACCGAGGAGAAAAACAAAGGUCGCUUUUUAUUUUUCUUAUUUGCCACUUUGCAGUAUUUGUGUGUUCAAGGUGAAGGGGCGGCACGGGGCGCGUGUGCGUGUGCGUGCACGGGUGUGUGCUGGGUGUUUAUACUGUGCAGAGAACAAACCCGAAGCUCCGGAGAAAUCCUCCCUUUGGAGCAGUCGGGGCAGCUCGUGAGCCCCUCGCGGACCGUGUCCUGCCCUGCAUCCUGCUCCUGUUCCCUGUUUCCUGGCGCUUCCCAGCGGGAAAACGCAGCUCCCAGCGAGGUGCUUAGUGCCCAAAACGCCUCGGGGGGCCCGAAAUUCCGAGCUAGCAUCGCGCUGCCCUUUUGAAGCAAUCGGUCCGCAUUAUUCCAGGCUUGUCCACAUGGGCAUGUUUUAGCAUCUGKGUUUCUUGGAUUUUUUAUUUUAAAGUGAAAAUUAGUGCAGGAAAUACCUUAAUGCAGGAGAUGUUUGUUCUCUUACCCACGGACUCUGAAUUUGGGCUGUGCAACGAGCAGCGCUUUUUUGGGUUUUUUCCCCCUUUAUUCCCCCUCCUGCCCCUGUGGCCAGCGCUGCAGUAGAGCUCCAUGGGAGCAGCUUCUUCCCGCAUCCUUCUUCCCGGCUGGAUAAGUGGCCUGCGCGCAGGCAGGGGCAGCCCCAGCCCAUUCCCAGGGGUUCCCUCUGUUUCUUUGCUCCCGUUUGGGGAUAGGGUUUCUCGUGCUGCCCUUCAGGAUCCUUGGGGAUGCAGCGAGUGCAGGAUCCCAGGGCUCAUCCCAACAUCCCUGCUCACGGAUCCCGAGGGGCGGCCGUGCCGGGUGGGGGGAAGCGCCGCUUCCCACCUUGGCCAGCCCCAUCCCACACCCGGGCGUGGGCAAAGCCACGGGGAAGCCUGGAGAGCAUCAGCCCUCGAGCCGAAAGCAGCCUUUCCCAGUGGGAUUGAGUCCUGGGAUUGGCUCGGAGCUGAUGCCUCCCCAUGCUUGGAGCAGGCGCAUUCCCAUGCUUUGGAGCUGAUGCAUUCCCAUGCUUGGACCUGAUGCAUCCCUAUGUUUAGAACUGAUGCAUCCCUAUGUUUAGAGCUGAUGCAUCCCUAUGUUUGGAUCUGAUGCAUCCCUGUGUUUGGACCUGAUGCAUCCUCAUGCUUGGAGCAGACGCAUCCCCAUACUCGGAGCUGGUGCAUCCCCAUGCUCGGCUGCCUGCACGCAGGGGAACAACUCCAGCAACCUUUACCAUUAGGUUGCCAUUAGGACCCCCAAAUGAUCCCUU
Messenger RNA from Nothoprocta perdicaria, 3040 nucleotides. It is a transcript of the gene CORO1C, whose product is annotated as coronin 1C. The transcript has 11 exons. The coding region runs from base 31 to 1455 and encodes 474 amino acids. Gene Ontology annotation, biological process: actin filament organization; neural crest cell migration. Lineage: Eukaryota; Metazoa; Chordata; Aves; Tinamiformes; Tinamidae. The record is from RefSeq and is a predicted model, not a curated record. Gene Ontology annotation, molecular function: actin filament binding.